Messenger RNA from Echinococcus granulosus, 318 nucleotides. RefSeq lists its product as hypothetical. The record is from RefSeq and is a predicted model, not a curated record. Bases 1 to 318 code for a protein of 105 amino acids. The transcript has a single exon. Lineage: Eukaryota; Metazoa; Platyhelminthes; Cestoda; Cyclophyllidea; Taeniidae.
AUGAACAAAAAUCCCAUGGCGAGGCCAAAGGUGUGGUCUAAGUUGGUGGUCGAAUCAGAGAGCUCAGAAAGUUCCAGCAGUGAGGAGGAGACUUCAAGCAGUGACACCUUCGAAUCAGAAACUUCGUCAGACUCAGAGUCAACUUCAUCCUCCUAUUCGUCAUCAUCAUCAUACGACUCUGAUUCCACUUCCUCUUUAGGCAGCGAUGAAGACAGUAGUGAUGAUUACGAUUUCGACGACGCUACCUCCUCUGAAUCAUCUUCAGAAGAGAAGGAAGUGAAGACCCAUAGAAGGGCAAAGACAAAGACUUCAAAAUGA